AUGUGCGAGUGGGAGGAAUUCAUCUUCAACUGUACCGACGCGCACUCCGAGUUACGCAAAAAGGCCAACUGCCACCGGGCCCGGAACCACCCGCGCGGCCGCUGCACAUUUGUGCGGCGGCUUAUGGCCAUCUGGCCUCAGAACCGGCCAUGCGAGAAGUGCACCGAGGCGCGGCGGCGGGCGUGGGAAUGGCACGAGUUCCUCGCCGGGCCGGGGCAGAGCGUGCUCGCCGAUCCGGCAGCGCUGAACGCCGCUUGGCAGGCCUUCGUUCAAGCUGCGAGUCUGAACGAAGAGCAGGCGGCCGCGGUGACGGAGGCUGUCUCGCAGGGCCACUGCCAGGCCAGGGCGACCAACACGUGGCAGCGCUAUGUGCAGGAACAAGGCGGCCUGAUUCAGACUCCGGAGCAGUUCGACCAGGAAUGGCAGCGCUUUUGCCAAGAGCUGGGUCUGAACGAGGCGCAAGCGGCGGCGGUUUGGCGGGAUUGCUAUCCCCACGGUCCGCCUCAGUUCAACUUCGUCCCGCCCGAGGGUCAAGAUCAGGUCAACUACUACGUCCAGGGCCAGGACCAAGGCCAGUAA
Molecule: messenger RNA, 579 nt
Organism: Chaetomium strumarium
Lineage: Eukaryota; Fungi; Ascomycota; Sordariomycetes; Sordariales; Chaetomiaceae
Exons: 1
Coding region: 1-579 (192 amino acids)
Source: RefSeq, a predicted model, not a curated record